Neomonachus schauinslandi (Hawaiian monk seal) is the source of this 1721-nucleotide messenger RNA. Its product is annotated as tubulin beta-2B chain. The coding region runs from base 109 to 1461 and encodes 450 amino acids. The transcript is spliced from 4 exons. Gene Ontology annotation, molecular function: GTP binding; GTPase activity; structural constituent of cytoskeleton. The record is from RefSeq and is a predicted model, not a curated record. Gene Ontology annotation, biological process: mitotic cell cycle; microtubule cytoskeleton organization. Gene Ontology annotation, cellular component: microtubule; cytoplasm. NCBI's taxonomy places the organism in Eukaryota, Metazoa, Chordata, Mammalia, Carnivora, Phocidae.
GACAGUCGGUUCCGGAUCGCAUUGCCCGUGACCCCGCAGUGGGUGUUUAAGGGAGGACGGACAGACUGACCAGACGCCGACCAGGGCCAGAAGAAGCUACCUAGCACCAUGCGUGAGAUCGUGCACAUCCAGGCCGGCCAGUGCGGCAACCAGAUCGGCGCCAAGUUUUGGGAGGUCAUCAGUGAUGAGCAUGGGAUCGACCCCACUGGCAGUUACCAUGGAGACAGUGAUUUGCAGCUGGAGAGAAUCAAUGUGUACUACAAUGAAGCCACUGCUGUGUUCCCUGCAGGUAACAAAUACGUACCUCGGGCCAUCCUGGUGGACCUGGAGCCGGGCACCAUGGACUCGGUCAGGUCUGGACCAUUCGGCCAGAUUUUCAGGCCCGACAACUUCGUUUUUGGCCAGAGUGGCGCGGGCAACAACUGGGCGAAGGGCCACUACACAGAGGGAGCCGAACUCGUGGACUCGGUCCUGGACGUGGUGAGGAAGGAGUCAGAAAGCUGUGACUGUCUGCAGGGCUUCCAGCUGACCCACUCGCUGGGGGGCGGCACGGGGUCCGGGAUGGGCACGCUGCUCAUCAGCAAGAUCCGGGAGGAGUACCCAGACCGCAUCAUGAACACCUUCAGCGUCAUGCCCUCGCCCAAGGUGUCCGACACGGUGGUCGAGCCCUACAACGCCACCCUGUCGGUGCACCAGCUGGUGGAGAACACCGAUGAAACCUACUGCAUCGACAACGAGGCCCUGUACGACAUCUGCUUCCGCACCCUGAAACUGACCACCCCCACGUACGGAGACCUCAACCACCUGGUGUCGGCCACCAUGAGCGGCGUCACCACCUGCCUGCGCUUCCCCGGCCAGCUGAACGCCGACCUGCGCAAGCUGGCCGUGAACAUGGUGCCCUUCCCGCGCCUGCACUUCUUCAUGCCCGGCUUCGCGCCGCUCACCAGCCGCGGCAGCCAGCAGUACCGCGCGCUCACCGUGCCCGAGCUCACGCAGCAGAUGUUCGACUCCAAGAACAUGAUGGCCGCCUGCGACCCGCGCCACGGCCGCUACCUGACCGUGGCCGCCAUCUUCCGCGGCCGCAUGUCCAUGAAGGAGGUGGACGAGCAGAUGCUCAACGUGCAGAACAAGAACAGCAGCUACUUCGUCGAGUGGAUCCCCAACAACGUCAAGACGGCCGUGUGCGACAUCCCGCCGCGCGGCCUCAAGAUGUCGGCCACCUUCAUCGGCAACAGCACGGCCAUCCAGGAGCUGUUCAAGCGCAUCUCGGAGCAGUUCACGGCCAUGUUCCGGCGCAAGGCCUUCCUCCACUGGUACACGGGCGAGGGCAUGGAUGAGAUGGAGUUCACCGAGGCCGAGAGCAACAUGAACGACCUGGUGUCCGAGUACCAGCAGUACCAGGACGCCACGGCCGACGAACAGGGGGAGUUCGAGGAGGAGGAGGGCGAGGAUGAGGCUUAAAGUCACAAUUGAAAGCAGGUUAGGGGAAGUCGAGGAGAAGGAAAGCACGGGGGAGGGGGGCUUAGUGGUGAAAAUCUCUUGGCAGUUGAAGGAAAGAAGCAUGGUCUUCUCUAGGUGUGUGCGCUGGGUCUCUGGUGCUCUUCACUGUUGCCUGUCAUUUGGGGGUUUUUUUCUUUUUGUAUUAUUGAUGACAUCAAUGUAACAUUUGAGAUAUUUCUGAACUACUGUUGUAAUGGCUAAAAUCACAUAAACGUUUGUGU